ACGGAGCUCCACCGUGGGUGGCGAGAAAAACUGCAAGAGUGACUUUUGCUCACGCACUCUGGCACGUCAUCAAAUCUUGAAAUGGCGUCAGCUGUGACGACGGAGGGACUGCCCCCUACGUCACAUUGUAAAGCUGUGGCCUAUAUAUUAAUGGCGUUCGGCUGUGACCGGAUGAAACUGCCAAGAUCAAUUAAAACCCUUUCCACUAAACACAGAAACAAAAAUGGAAGGCAGAUUGCAAACUCAACAGGAGCAAGACGAUACCACCAUUGACACUCCCAGCCUUCAUCUUCUCACUCCCUACAAAUUGGGCAACUUCAAUCUUUCUCAUAGAGUUGUAUUGGCACCAUUGACUAGGCAGAGAUCUUACAACAAUGUUCCGCAGCCACAUGCCAUUUUAUACUAUUCCCAGAGAGCCUCUAAAGGGGGACUCCUAAUUGCAGAAGCUACUGGAGUGUCUGACACUGCUCAAGGGUAUCUGGAUACCCCUGGUAUAUGGACAAAAGAGCAAGUUGAGGCUUGGAAACCCAUUGUAGAUGCUGUUCACGCAAAGGGUGGGAUCUUCUUUUGUCAGAUUUGGCAUGUGGGAAGGGUUUCAAAUUCAGGUUUUCAGCCAAACGGGCAAGCUCCAAUCUCUUCUACAGAUAAGCCAUUGAAACCACAGCUUCGAGCCAAUGGAAUAGAUAUUGCACAGUUUACACAACCAAGGCGGUUAAGGACAGAUGAAAUCUCUCAAGUUGUAAAUGAUUUCAGACUUGCAGCAAGGAAUGCUAUGGAAGCAGGUUUUGACGGAGUUGAGAUCCAUGGGGCUCAUGGCUACCUAAUUGACCAGUUUAUGAAAGAUCAAGUGAAUGAUCGAACAGACCAAUACGGUGGAUCUCUAGAGAACCGCUGCAGAUUUGCCUUAGAAGUAGUUGAAGCAAUUGCUAAUGAAAUAGGAGCUGACAAGGUUGGAAUAAGGCUAUCUCCCUUUGCAAAUUACAUGGAAUCAGGAGACUCUAAUCCAAAAGAACUAGGCCUUUACAUGGCUGAGUCCUUGAAUAAAUAUGGAAUUCUCUACUGCCACAUGGUUGAGCCAAGAAUGAAAACUGUGGCUGAGAAACAUGAAUGUCCUGACAGUCUUAUUCCCAUGAGGAAGGCUUUUAAUGGUACAUUCAUUGUCGCCGGUGGUUAUGACAGGGAAGAUGGAAACAAAGCUGUUGCUGAGAAUCGUGCUGAUCUGGUUGCUUAUGGUCGAUGGUUUUUGUCCAAUCCAGAUUUGCCUAGGAGAUUUGAACUUGGUGCUCCUCUCAAUAAGUACAACAGAGAUACCUUCUACUUAUCUGAUCCUAUUGUUGGUUACACUGAUUACCCCUUUCUUGAAGCCUCCAGUAAGAGAUGAGAUGGAUCAUUCCUUUCCAAACAAAGGAGAAAGAGCACUCCCCUUUACUUUACAUCGAGGAAGCAGUCACAAAAACUAUUGCUUCAUACAUCCCCGUAAGCAGCUGAAGUCUCUUCUGAGUGAUCAACAACCAAAACAAAUAAGCACUCCCUGCAUUAGCAUCAGCUAGAAAAGAUAUUAAAAACAAAAAGCAGCAACACUGCUACCAUUCAGACAAAGUUUCACAUCAAUCGAAUCAAUAACAUUGAGAAAGAAGAAUAACUUGGCAAAUCCAUACCAUCAAAAGCAUUAACAUGGGAUGAUUAAAGCAGUCCUUGAAAUUUUAGAACUGGACAACACAUGAUCGGACACAAAUUAUAAACAACAUCUUGGAAGAUGACUUUAAACCAUUUCAAAUCAAUAUUGAGUUGGUAUCAGGAGCCAAAAGAGACCACCUCACACGGUAAAGUAACAUGAAAACCAAAUAAAAUGAUAAAUGUAAAUA
This is a messenger RNA of Theobroma umbraticum, 1865 nucleotides long. RefSeq names its product putative 12-oxophytodienoate reductase 11. The record is from RefSeq and is a predicted model, not a curated record. Gene Ontology annotation, molecular function: oxidoreductase activity; FMN binding. Lineage: Eukaryota; Viridiplantae; Streptophyta; Magnoliopsida; Malvales; Malvaceae.